This is a messenger RNA of Funneliformis caledonium, 801 nucleotides long. Lineage: Eukaryota; Fungi; Glomeromycota; Glomeromycetes; Glomerales; Glomeraceae. The record is from the annotation of a GenBank genome assembly.
UAUAAUGUCCUACGCUUCGCUCCGGACAAUAAUCAAUCGAUGUCACGUAUGUUGCGUCUCACGACUCUCAAGAUGUUCGAGUUGAUUGUUAAUGAGUACCUUCAACAAACGGUAUAUAAGGAUUGGUCUAUUAUUUCUUUACUACAAUAUAUCAAAUCAAAAUCUGUAUUAUCUGCUGAUAUGAUCGAAACCCUAAAAACAGAAAUAUAUUUAGUCCUACGAAGCUUCAGUGAUCCUAUCAACAUCAAUCUUCAUGAGAAUGCAAAAAAAAGAACGUGGAAAGUUUUAUCAAAAUUUGAUAAAUCAUUCUCUACAACUGUCGUGAAAAGUUUUAUUGAAGAGUUAAAAUUAGAAGAUGAAAGAAGGGCAUACCUUACAACUUUGUCUCGCAAAAUAACAUCGAUAAAUGCAUUACAAUUACUAGAGGAACAACGUAUGGCAAAGAAAUUAAUUGAAGAUAUGCACAACAAAGACGUGAAAGAUUCUACCUCUGCUAUAGAUGAUCAUACGAAGUGGAAGCAUGAUGAAUUACAAUUACUAGAGAAAUUAAUUGAAGAUAUGCGCAACAAAGACGUGAGAGGAUCUACCUCUGCUAUAGAUAAUCAUACGAAGCAGAGAUCUGAUGAGUCUCAUUCUCUGGAUAAUGAUGAAAUGUUGGCGAAAAGAGCGAGAGUAGAAAUUGAAAGUCAAAAUACAACUAUUUAUGAAAACGAUGAAAUAUCACCGCUAGUUAAUAUUAAAACAUUAACUUCUCCCGUCGAAUCCGAAGAAAUUAAAAAUAGAGACAGAGGAUCUUAUUAA